CCACCCGCGCCGCCGCCACCAUGGAGGCCAUCAAGAAGAAGAUGCAGAUGCUGAAGCUGGACAAGGAGAACGCCCUGGACCGGGCCGAGCAGGCGGAGGCCGAGCAGAAGCAGGCGGAGGAGCGGAGCAAGCAGCUGGAGGAUGAGCUGGCCGCCAUGCAGAAGAAGCUGAAGGGGACGGAGGACGAGCUGGACAAGUACUCGGAGGCGCUGAAGGAUGCCCAGGAGAAGCUGGAGCUGGCGGAGAAGAAGGCGGCCGACGGCAGUGCCGUGUCCCAGGCACCUGUGGGGCAGUGCUGGAUCCUGGCCCCCCGUGGGGCAGUGCCAUGUCCCCGGUGA
Molecule: messenger RNA, 338 nt
Organism: Dromaius novaehollandiae (emu)
Lineage: Eukaryota; Metazoa; Chordata; Aves; Casuariiformes; Dromaiidae
Product: tropomyosin alpha-3 chain-like
Exons: 3
Coding region: 21-338 (105 amino acids)
Source: RefSeq, a predicted model, not a curated record